Messenger RNA from Acanthosepion pharaonis, 537 nucleotides. Lineage: Eukaryota; Metazoa; Mollusca; Cephalopoda; Sepiida; Sepiidae. The record is from the annotation of a GenBank genome assembly.
AUGCUUUCCUUUUCUCUUAUUUCUCUGCCAAUGUCAGAAUAUAUUUUCUUUCUUUUCUUUUUCUUUUACAAGUUCAAAUAUAUAUUUUUUUCUUUUCUUAUCUGUCAUGGUCUAAAUAUAUUUUCUUUCUUUUCUUUGCCAAUGUCUAAUUGUAUUUUCUUUCCUUUCUUCUUCUCUGCCAUGGUUUGUUCUUUUUUCGUCACCAUUUUCAUUUCGGUUUUUAUUCGUUUCACUUUUAUUUUCUCUCUCUCUCUCUCUCUCUCUCUCUCUCUCUCUCUCUCUCUAUUGGUUCAAUUAAAUGCAUUCAUUUCUCUUCGCCUGUACCUCCGUUCUCUCGCCCUCUCAUUUUCAUCCCUCUUUCUCUCAGCUUAUUUUCUCCAUCUUGUUUUACGCCUUCAUUUUCCUCUCAAAAUUUAUGAUCGUUUACCGGCUCAUAACAGUGCUGGCCAAAAACCCCCAACGCGCCAAAAACAUAUUCACCCCAGUAUCAUCACAAAAUGCCCCAGUAACAACAACAAAGGAACCGGGAAGAGUUAA